AUGGCGAUGCUCGUGGUAGCGACCACAGUCUUCUUGUAUUACACAAUAUGGACCUUGUUCAUGCCCUUUGUGGACGACGACCAUCCACUUCAGAGCCUGUUCCCACCUCGCGUCUGGGCAAUCCGAAUCCCUGUCAUCCUCACGCUCCUUGGUUCGGCGGUCGUAGGAACGUUCCUAGCCAUGGUCAUGAUCAGAAGCAAUAGGAAGAAGGCAGCAAAGGCUAGAGCUGCUGCGGCCAAGAAGUCGAAGUGA
Fonsecaea pedrosoi CBS 271.37 is the source of this 252-nucleotide messenger RNA. RefSeq lists its product as uncharacterized. The transcript is spliced from 2 exons. Gene Ontology annotation, biological process: GPI anchor biosynthetic process. Gene Ontology annotation, molecular function: enzyme regulator activity. The record is from RefSeq and is a predicted model, not a curated record. NCBI's taxonomy places the organism in Eukaryota, Fungi, Ascomycota, Eurotiomycetes, Chaetothyriales, Herpotrichiellaceae. Gene Ontology annotation, cellular component: dolichol-phosphate-mannose synthase complex; endoplasmic reticulum membrane. The coding region runs from base 1 to 252 and encodes 83 amino acids.